Molecule: messenger RNA, 1509 nt
Organism: Zymoseptoria tritici IPO323
Lineage: Eukaryota; Fungi; Ascomycota; Dothideomycetes; Mycosphaerellales; Mycosphaerellaceae
Exons: 2
Coding region: 1-1509 (502 amino acids)
Biological process (GO): amino acid metabolic process
Molecular function (GO): pyridoxal phosphate binding; carboxy-lyase activity
Source: RefSeq, a predicted model, not a curated record
AUGACCGGCCAGCAAUUUCAACAUGCCGCAACGUCCGUGAUCAAUGACAUUGAACAAUACUACUCAACUCUCGCGGACCGGAAAGUCGUGUCUGAAGUAGCACCAGGCUAUCUACAAAAGCUCCUUCCGACGUCUCCUCCGGAACAGGGCGAGUCAUGGCAGGAUAUCGAAAAGGAUAUCGAACGCACCAUCAUGCCCGGCAUCACGCAUUGGCAAAGCCCCAAAUUUAUGGCUUUCUUCGCCGCGAGCAGUACAUAUCCAGGGAUCUUGGGUGAAAUGUGGAGUGCAGCAUUGACAGCUCCGGCAUUCAAUUGGAUCUGUUCGCCAGCCGUGACGGAGCUUGAGACGAUUGUUAUGGACUGGAUGGCACAAACCCUGGCCCUCCCGGACGGCUUCCACUCAAAGGGUACGGGCGGCGGUGUCAUUCAAGGCUCCGCUUCAGAAGCUAUUGUCACAGUCGUGGUCGCCGCACGAGAGCGCUAUGUCCGAAGACAGAUCGCACGCGAGGGUUUGACAGAUCCUGAAGCAAUCGAAGAUCGCUCCGCCGAGCUGCGGUCAAAACUGGUGUGUCUUGCUUCCGAUCAGACGCACUCUUCGACGCAGAAAGCUUCGAACAUCGCGGGUACUCGCUUCCGCAGCAUUCCAACUCGGCACCAGGAUGCAUACGCCCUCAAAGGCCGAGACCUCCGUCAAAAGAUCGAAGAGCUAAAAGCCAAGGGUCUCCACCCUUGCUACCUCACUGCCUCAAUCGGUGCGACUCCGACUUGUGCCGUCGAUGACUUUGAGUCCAUCGCUGAGGUAGCGCGAGAUUAUCCUGAUAUUUGGAUUCAUUGCGAUGCUGCGUGGUCCGGAGCAGCCCUGAUCCUGCCAGAGUACCAACACCUCUCUCGCCAGAUGUCGUUCGUUGACUCGUUCAAUUUCAACAUGCACAAGUGGCUUUUGACAAACUUCGAUGCUUCUUGCUUGUUCAUCCAGAAGCGACGAGAUCUCACUGACACGUUGUCAAUCACACCCGCAUACCUCAAGAACGACUUCACAGACGGCGGCCUAGUGACCGACUACCGCGACUGGCAAAUCCCUCUCGGCCGCCGUUUCCGCGCACUCAAGAUGUGGUUCGUCAUCCGGACCUGGGGCGUGCAAGGUUUGCAAGAGCACAUCCGCCAUCACAUCCGUCUGGGUCACCUGUUCGCUGAGCUCGUAGUCUCACGGAGGGAUCUCUUCAGUAUCCUCGCGCCUCCCGACUUUGCGCUCACUGUACUCACUGUCAACCCAUCAAUGUGGCGGAACCUUCAGCUCUCCCGCACAUCAACUGCGAAUGAUGUGACGAAGGAGGUGUUCACGUUGAUCGACCAGAGGAAAGAGUUCUUUCUGACUUCGACCGUCGUUGGUGGUGUGUAUGCUAUCCGAGUGGUAUCGGCGAACCCACUGGCAGAGGAGAAGUACGUGCGGCAAGUGUUUGAAGAUUUGGUCAUUGCGACUGAGGAGGUGUUGGCGAAGCAUUUGAGCUAA